AUGUCCGACUUUGAUUCCUCGUCGGACUCUCCCACGCGUCCCAUGACUUCAGCUACAUCUAUAGCUCCUUCGCAAUUCUCAUUCCCUAUGGGUUCACUAGUGCCGCCACCGGUAAUUUAUCCACACGUGCUACCAGAAGAGCAGCUCGCAGUCUGUAUGCCGCCACCGCCUUACUCUGUAAUGCCCCCGCCUACAGAAGAACUAUCUUUCUUUCCUGAAUCUCUGGUUCAUCAACCACUAGAGCAUCCGAUACUUCUACCACAACAAGUCAAGCAAGAGGAGAUCAUAAACUCCGCAUCCUCAUUUGUUACGGGAGUUUCUCACUGUAAGGACAUGAUAGACCUACGGUAG
This is a messenger RNA of Strongylus vulgaris, 351 nucleotides long. The record is from the annotation of a GenBank genome assembly. Lineage: Eukaryota; Metazoa; Nematoda; Chromadorea; Rhabditida; Strongylidae.